AUGAAAAAACAAAAUUAUCAUAAAAAUGGUGGAGCCAAAAAGAAACAUUUAACAUUUGACUAAAAAGUUAUGGUUUUAAAAAAAUUAGGACCAAAACCAUCAAAAUUAAGAAUUUAAGCUAUGGCAUAAUAAUAUAAUAUAUCAUCAUCAACAAUAAUGAAUUGGAUUGAAAAAGNAUAUAAAUGUGUAUUUGAUUUUAGAAUUUGUCGGUGGAGUAAAUGAUUAGAUAAUUUUUAGGGUUAAUUAUAUGCAGUCUUGUGGAAAUAACCAUAAAAGAAAUUUGAUGAAAAAACUUCAGCUAAGUUUAUACUUUAAUCAUGUCUUGCUUUAGAAAAUAUCCAUUCUAAAAAUAUAGUGCAUAGAGAUAUUAAACCAGAGAAUUUACUUUUAGAUGAAAAAUAAGAUAUUAAAUUAGCCGAUUUUGGAUGGUCUAAUUUUUUAAAGCCAAAUGAAAUAAGAUAAACAUUUUGUGGAACUUUAGACUAUUUAGCUCCAGAAAUGUUAGAAAAAUCUAGAUAACAUGAUCAUUCAGUAGAUAUAUGGGCUAUGGGUGUUUUAUGUUUUGAAUUAUUAACUGGUUUAAGUCCAUUUGCUCCAUAAAUUAAUAUAAAUAAUUAAACCUUUGUUGAAAAAACUACAAAAGACAAUAUAAUAAAUUUAAGAUUUUAAUUUCCUCCUACAUUUCCACCUUUAGCAUAAGAUCUUAUUAAAAAAAUAUUAGUCAAAGAACCAGGAAAAAGAUUUACUUGUUAAUAAAUUAAAGAACAUUAAUGGAUUGUUUGUAAUCAUCAGACAUAUAUUAGAAAAUACAUAACAUGUUAAAAUUCCGACUUCUUUGACCGUGUAAUAGGAAAAAAAAAUUGUUAAAAAUCCAGAAAUUGAAAAUCUAUAAAAAGAUGGAAAAUUGGCCUUUACCAAUGAUUAAAUCUACAGUUUUUCAAGACCUGAUUCAGUACUAUCAAAUUUAAUAAUUUCAGAUUAUCGUUAAAGAUUUCUUACAAGGAGAUAAUACUAAUAGUAAAUUAGUUGAAGCAUUGAAUAAUAAAAUGAAAGAAAAAGAGACCAAAAUAUAAAAUUUAGAAUUUGAAAAUUAAAAGAAAUAGCAAGAAAUCAAUGAACAUCUAUCAACUAUUGAAUUAAUGAAGAAAUCUGGAUAAGCUAACUAAGAACUUUAAUCUAUGUAACAUAAACUGAAGUUGUCAGAUGAAAGAUAUGCAUUCAUGAAAGCAUAAUAUGAAUAAUAAUUAUAAAAGAAUAUAGAAUUAGAAAAAAAAGUUAGAGAACUUGAAUCUUAAGUAUCUUUUUUGUUAUUUAUUUAAUAGAGUAAUUAAAUUGAAUAAAUGAAAGUCAAAAUGAAUAAAUAUAAAGAAGAGGCAGAAUCAUUUAAAGCAAGAGCAAAAAAAGCUGAGGAAUAAGUCUAAUAAAUGAUUAUCUCAGGAAUCAACGAAAAGGUUUUAUUUUCUUAUCAUUAUUAGGAAUUCCAAGAAUAACCUAAAUAAUAAGAGUAAGCAUCUAACGUUGAUGAUCUCUUAAAGAAAUUAUAAAACAAAUAUGAUCCGAAAUCAUGA
Messenger RNA from Paramecium sonneborni, 1568 nucleotides. NCBI's taxonomy places the organism in Eukaryota, Ciliophora, Oligohymenophorea, Peniculida, Parameciidae. The record is from the annotation of a GenBank genome assembly.